This is a messenger RNA of Budorcas taxicolor (takin), 1125 nucleotides long. RefSeq names its product FA complementation group L (gene FANCL). Gene Ontology annotation, molecular function: ubiquitin protein ligase activity. The transcript is spliced from 14 exons. Gene Ontology annotation, cellular component: nucleus; Fanconi anaemia nuclear complex. The coding region runs from base 1 to 1125 and encodes 374 amino acids. NCBI's taxonomy places the organism in Eukaryota, Metazoa, Chordata, Mammalia, Artiodactyla, Bovidae. Gene Ontology annotation, biological process: interstrand cross-link repair; protein monoubiquitination. The record is from RefSeq and is a predicted model, not a curated record.
AUGGCGGAGACGGAAGCGACCCUGCUGCGCCAGUUUCCGCUCUUUCUGCCCCAGAACCGGGCGAAAACCGUGUAUGAAGGCUUCAUUUCGGCUCAGGGAAGAGAUUUCCACCUUAGACUGUUGCUGCCCAAAGAUUUACAGCUGAGGAACGCCAGAUUACUAUGUAGUUGGCAGCUGAAAGCAGUACUUAAUGGAUAUCAUCACAUAGUACAACAGAGAAUGCAGCAGUCUCCUGAUCUAGUGAGUUUUAUGAUGGAGUUGAAGAUGCUUUUGGAAGUUGCUUUAAAGAAUAAAAAAGAACCAUAUGUACUCCCUCCUCCUCCCAAGUUCUACUCAAGCCUUAUUGGAGAAAUAAGAGCUCUUGGUUGGGAUAAGCUUGUGUAUGUGGAUCCUUGCUUUAGUACCAUCAAGUUAAAAGCAGAUGUUUCUGGUAGAGAGCAUCUAAUCACUGUCAAGUUGAAGGCGAAGUACCCUGCAGAAUCACCAGAUUGUGUUGUGGAUUUUCCUGUUCCAUUUUCUGUUUCCUGGACACCACAGAGCUCCUUAAUAAGCAUUUAUAGUCAGUUUUUGGCAGCAUUGGAAUCACUGAAGACAUUCUGGGAUGUUAUGGAUGAAAUUGAUGAGAAGACUUGGGUACUUGAGCCAGAAAAACCUACACGGAGUGCUACAGCACGCAGAAUUGUAUUAGGGAAUAACAUUUCAAUAAAUAUAGAGGUAGACCCCAGGCAUCCCACUAUGCUUCCUGAGUGCUGUUUUCUUGGAGCUGACCAUGUGGUAAAACCUCUGGGAAUUAGGCUGAGCAGAAACAUACAUUUGUGGGAUCCAGAAAACAGUCUGUUACAAAAUUUGAAAGAUGUUUUAGAAAUUGACUUUCCAGCUCGUGCUAUCCUGGAAAAAUCUGAUUUUUCUAUGGAUUGUGGGAUUUGUUAUGCCUAUCAACUUGAUGGUGCCAUUCCUGAUCAAGUGUGUGAUAAUUCACAGUGUGGCCAAUCUUUCCAUUAUAUAUGCUUAUAUGAGUGGUUGAGAGGACUACUGACUAGUAGACAGAGUUUUAACAUCAUGUUCGGUGAAUGUCCGUAUUGUAGUAAGCCAAUUACCUUGAAAAUGUCUGGGAGAAAAGCCUGA